UGGGCUAAUAUUUAGGCCCCAUUUCUCAUCCACAAACCGCACCUUUUGCAAUAAGUCCUCAUACAGACCAGCACGCCUGCCGGCGACAGUUUGGGGAUUCUUCGGCGAACCUAACAAAUAUGCCAGUAGAAGUGGAAUGAGCAUAGGAUAAAGAUAUGCAGAGGAUAUAAUAGAAUGUGCUGUCGAGCAUCAGUACGCGCCCCGUCAAUCAAAAUUCCUUUCUCCCUCCUUAAAUAAUGUGUGAUCGUAGACCUCUCCAUUGAGACACUCACAGCUCACUGAAAUUCAGACACACACAUCAUUUAGGCCUGUGUUGCCUGAAAAACAGCACAAGAUGGUGAAAUUCUCCAAGCAGUUUGAGGGGCAGUUAGUGCCUGAAUGGAAAGAAGCUUUUGUUGAUUACCGCCAGCUAAAGAAGGAGAUCAAGAAAAUCCAUCUUCUCAACGAUCAAAACACGAAUGCCAAGAAACGGAAGGGUUCUUUACCAAACGCUAUCGUUUCUUCUUUAAGAAAAUACACUUGUCUUGAACAUAAACAAAGAGAACCAAGAGUCAUUCAAGUUCAUCGGAAGCUUACAGACUCAGCCAGUAGCACGGACUUGUACGAGACUGAGCUGCUGGAGCAAUUUGCUGACACAGAUGCUGCAGUUGAGUUUUUUGCGUGUUUGGAUCUUCAACUCAACAAAGUGAACCAGUUUUACAAAACAAAAGAGAAAGAGUUUCUUGAGCGAGGCGAGUCGUUAAAGAAGCAAAUGGAGAUUCUCACUGAGCUUAAAACGGUGCUGAAGCAACGACACACUAAAGGGACUCCUUCGCAGGACUCAAAGGAGGAGGAUUCGAUAUCGGGCACCAUAUCAUGUGAUGACGAGUCAAUUAAGGAUGCUAUCGAUGUAGAGCAGGGGCUGGAGAACUUAACUGAAGAGUUCGAUAAAGAAGCCAUAAAAUUCUCUGAAACUCCCAAGUCCGGUGAACUGGAAAGAUCAAUGAGGGUGAAGAAAGAGGACGGGAAGUUCAGGUCGCUUUCUGGUCGAGUUAUCAACUGCCAGGGGAAAAACUUGAGAAUUCACAUUCCUCUUACAAAUCCAACCCGCACGUUUUCAGCCAUAACUUACUUGCUUUGGGAUGAUUUGGUGAAUCAGUCCUCUAAGAAAGGUGGCCCAGAGGGUAAUAAGUUGCAUAUUAACAAGAAAAAGCUGCAUCAUGCAGAGAAAAUGAUCAGGGGAGCGUUUAUCGAGCUCUACAAAGGAUUAGGAUACCUUAAGACUUAUAGGAACUUGAACAUGCUUGCUUUUGUAAAGAUUUUGAAGAAAUUCGAUAAAGUGACUAACAAACAAGUUCUUCCCAUUUAUCUAAGAGUGGUCGAAAGCUCCUACUUCAACAGCUCAGACAAGGCUUUAAAGUUAGCAGAUGAGGUUGAGGAACUUUUUGUCAAGAAUUUUGCUGAAGAUGACAAAAGAAAGGCCAUGAAGUACCUUAAACCGUCCCAGCGAAAAGAAUCGCAUGCUGUGACAUUUUUCAUUGGUUUGUUCACUGGGUGUUUCGUUGCACUUUUCGUGGGAUAUGUGAUCAUGGCUCAUAUUACCGGAAUGUACAGAUCUAAUUCAGACACGAUGUACAUGGAAACAGUCUACCCUGUCCUUAGCAUGUUUAGCCUAUUGUUUCUACAUUUCUUCCUAUACGGAUGCAACAUUUUUAUGUGGAGAAAGACGCGUAUAAAUUAUAGCUUCAUCUUCGAACUAUCCCCAACAAAGGAGCUUAAGUAUAGAGACGUGUUCUUGAUUUGCACCACAUCGAUGACUGCUGUAGUUGGCAUCUUGUUUGUUCAUCUCUCGCUCGUGGCAAAAGGGUAUUCUUAUGCUCAAGUUCAAGUCAUCCCAGGACUUCUACUGCUGCUUUUCAUUGUAGUUCUGCUUUGUCCCUUCAACAUCAUCUACAAGUCAAGUCGUUACCGUUUGCUCACAGUACUAAGAAAUAUCGUCUUAUCGCCUCUGUAUAAGGUUGUGAUGCUGGACUUUUUCAUGGCUGAUCAACUUUGUAGCCAGGUACCCAUGCUUAGAGAUUUAGAGUACAUAGCAUGCUACUAUAUAACUGGAAGCUAUAAAACUCAGGACUAUAACUACUGCAUGAGAACCACAUACUACAGAGACCUUGCUUAUGCAGUCUCCUUUCUACCGUAUUACUGGAGAGCUAUGCAGUGUGCUCGAAGAUGGUUUGAUGAAGGGCACAAAAGCCACCUCGUCAAUCUAGGCAAAUACGUGUCUGCAAUGCUGGCAGCCGGAGCCAAAGUGGCAUACGAGAAGGAAAAAAGUGUUGGAUGGCUUUGCCUAGUUGUAAUCAUGUCAACUGCCGCAACUGUAUACCAACUUUACUGGGAUUUUGUAAAGGACUGGGGCUUGCUCCAGUUCAACUCCAAGAAUCCAUGGCUAAGAGAUGAAUUAAUGCUUCGCCAAAAGUUUAUAUACUUUUUCUCUAUGGGAUUAAACCUUGUACUCAGGCUAGCUUGGUUGCAAACAGUUUUCCACUACAAUUUCGGAAAAGUAGACUACAGAGUGACCAUGCUGUUCUUAGCAGCACUUGAGGUUGUCAGAAGAGGGCAGUGGAAUUUUUACAGGUUGGAGAAUGAGCAUCUAAAUAAUGCAGGCAAAUUUAGAGCUGUGAAGACAGUGCCACUUCCUUUUCAUGAAGUGGAUGAGCAAGACUGAGAGCAAUUUGCUACAGUUGCAUAUGGGUACAAAAUAGUGCUAAGUUAGGGCCAUGCACCUUAUUCUUCUGUUGUACAAGUUGAUGCUCAAGAUAUCAUCAACUUAAUCUUUUAAUUUUUCUUUUUCUUUCUUUCAUGAUUCGAAUUAAAGAAUAAAAUAUACUUGUAUACCAAAAUUUUUGCACGUGUCGACAACGCUAAACUGCUUUUCUGCA
This is a messenger RNA of Sesamum indicum (sesame), 2915 nucleotides long. RefSeq names its product EXS (ERD1/XPR1/SYG1) family protein (gene PHO1;H1). The record is from RefSeq and is a predicted model, not a curated record. Gene Ontology annotation, cellular component: membrane. NCBI's taxonomy places the organism in Eukaryota, Viridiplantae, Streptophyta, Magnoliopsida, Lamiales, Pedaliaceae. Gene Ontology annotation, biological process: cellular response to phosphate starvation.